Messenger RNA from Microdochium trichocladiopsis, 1287 nucleotides. Its product is annotated as PDCD2_C domain-containing protein. Gene Ontology annotation, biological process: maturation of SSU-rRNA. Gene Ontology annotation, cellular component: cytoplasm. The record is from RefSeq and is a predicted model, not a curated record. Bases 1 to 1287 code for a protein of 428 amino acids. Lineage: Eukaryota; Fungi; Ascomycota; Sordariomycetes; Xylariales; Microdochiaceae. The transcript has 2 exons.
AUGGCACCGCCGCAACAGUACGAUAGCGAGUCCUCCGGCGAGGGCGAAGACUACACCGAGACAAAUGUUCUACUGGGUUAUGCCUCGAAGGAUGCUGGCGACGAUAACAUCAGCAGGCUAGGAGGCCGGCCGGACUGGCUCGACACCGAUAAGUCACCUUCGGCGGCACUUGCACGAUGCAAGAUCUGCAAGGACCUCAUGGUCCUCCUCCUCCAGCUCAAUGCCGAGCUCCCGACACAGUUUCCCGGCCACGAAAGACGACUCUACGUGUUCUCAUGCAAGCGCAAGAGCUGCCGCCGCAGAGAAGGGAGCACGAGUGUCGUGCGGGGAUUGCGGAUCGAGCCUGGCGCAAAGGCCGUUUCGCUAGACAAGAAGGAGGAAAACAAGAGCAAAGCGGUCGAGGAAAAGACGAAUGCGCAAAAGCCCCAGAGCAACCUGGGCGAGACCCUGUUCGGAUCCAAGGGACUAGGCACAUCUUCUGGCAAUGCAAACCCCUUCGCCACGGGCCUUUCGUCCGGCGGUGGCAGCAGCAACCCUUUUGCAAGCAACCCUUUCAGCAGCACUCCCAAGCCCGCACCUGAGCCUGCAGCACCAAAGAAGACCGACGAGACCACACACGACGCCGCCAAGCCAUCGGCAGACGAAGAAGCCAAGUCUCUUCCAAAGACCUUUGCACAGACCCUCUCUCUCAACAACCCCCAAGACCCAUCCUCGAAUCCUCCUCCAGCGCCAGAGCCGUGGCCCACAGAAGCAGAACAGCCCGCGCCAUACCCCGUGUCAUACCUGAGCGAGGCCGAGUACGAGACCCUGGACCCCACGCCACAGACGAUACCGCAGGCCACGAGGAUGGAAGUGGACGAUCCGGCCUCAGCGGGAGGGUCCGGCAAGGAGGACAAGGAGGUGUUCGAGUCGACAAUGGAUUUCGACUUCCAGAAGUUCGCCGACAGGCUGGCGCAGAACCCGGAGCAGUCGAUCCGGUACGAGUUUGCGGGCCAGCCGCUGCUGUACAGUAAGACCGACGCUGUGGGCAAGGCCCUCUCCGGUAGCGGCAUGCCGAGGUGCGGCAACUGCGGCGCGCGCAGGGUGUUCGAGGUCCAGCUGUGCCCGCACGCCAUCACGGAACUCGAGAGCGAGGAGAUGUCCCUCGAUGGCAUGGACUGGGGCACCAUUGUUGUGGGCGUCUGUGAGCGGGACUGCCAGGCCCGUGGUGUGCAGGAGGGCGAGGCGGGAUACCUGCAGGAGUGGGCUGGCGUGCAGUGGGAAGAGCUGACGGCACAGAGACGCUAG